AUGGAGAAGUUGGCUUUCGUACUGCUGCUUUGCCUCCCGCAUAUUUUGGUGCGGCUGAGCAGUGCACAGCUUCGUUAUCCUGCACGGGCACGGCCGAACCCCUGGAAGCAGCGCAUCGAGUGGGAGAACAACGGACGGUUGUACAGUUUACUGAGCACGGGCACCCAGUACAGAGCACCCGCCCGAUCUAGAGGCCGAACCCAAGUCCUGGUGGCCACCAUCAACCGAGGUCACCUCCAGCCUCUGCCGAGAGCAUCCAGUCACGUGGACGCUGUUGAGGCGCGUCACAAUUCGGUUCCAAGGGACGAACCGUGGUCGCCCAAAAGCGCAGCGGUCUUAGCCGGUCAGGAGUUCUCUGGAGCAGGACAAAACGCGUCUGCAGACGACACAAGCACCUCUGCGCAACCAACGCCGUCUUUGAUGCACAGACCCGAACUAGGGAUGCCGACGGAGCGCAGAGCUGAACCGGAACCAAGUGACCCACAGGCGACGCUGUCGGGAAAUCUGGUCGAGGUACAUUACAUUCAACAGAGAACUGACCCGAUCCGCACCACCAUGGACACUAACCAGUCACGGAGGGAUCUGCACGGUUCCCAUCACAGGAACUCCAUCUUUUAUAACGUUUACCCUCCGGACCAAAGGAACAGGGUCCACAUGGGAGUGGUUCGACCAGGACGGGGCCACAGUACUAGCUUCUUCCAUAACGGUCUCCCAGACUUGAUUCCUGACCCGUAUUACAUCCAAGCUGUGUCAUACAUCCAGAGAGUGCAGAUGUUUGCACUCCGCUGCGCCGCUGAGGAGAACUGCCUGUCCAGGUCUGCAUACCAUCCGAGUGUGGGUGAGCUGGAUUACAGGGUUCUACUCAGGUUCCCCCAGCGUGUGAAGAACCAAGGAACUGUGGAUUUCCUCCCAAAGAAGUCCAGACACGAGUGGGAAUGGCACAAGUGUCAUCGGCACUACCACAGCAUGGAGGCCUUCAGUAACUACGACCUGCUGGAUCCCUCCAAUGGACACAAAGUGGCCGAGGGCCACAAAGCCAGUUUCUGUCUGGAGGACACGUCAUGUGACCGUGGUGUGCGGAGGCGCUUUGCCUGCACUGCACACACGCAGGGGCUAAGUCCCGGUUGUUAUGACACCUACCAUGCAAACAUCGACUGCCAAUGGAUUGACAUCACCGACGUGCCGCCUGGAAACUACACACUCCAGGUGACUGUGAACCCCUAUAAACUCGUCGAGGAGUCUGAUUUCUCCAACAACGUGGCAAAGUGUGACAUCUGGUACACAGGAAGUUACGUGCAAGCAGCAAACUGCAGGAUCACAAAGUAA
This is a messenger RNA of Syngnathoides biaculeatus (alligator pipefish), 1326 nucleotides long. RefSeq names its product lysyl oxidase-like 5a (gene loxl5a). Gene Ontology annotation, molecular function: copper ion binding; protein-lysine 6-oxidase activity. The record is from RefSeq and is a predicted model, not a curated record. The transcript has 6 exons. Gene Ontology annotation, biological process: peptidyl-lysine oxidation. Bases 1 to 1326 code for a protein of 441 amino acids. Lineage: Eukaryota; Metazoa; Chordata; Actinopteri; Syngnathiformes; Syngnathidae.